AUGGCCUUCUUCAAGAGCUUCCAGCAGAACCUCCCAUCUGUCAACAUUUCCUCCAUCUUGGACUCAGUCAGCAGUCGUGUGGAUGACUUGGCCAGUGCUGUAAGUGAUGUCACUUACUCUGUCAGUGACCAGUUGACUGAGCAGGUCACCACUAUCAUCAACAAGGUCCAGGAGGAGGAGGAGGAUAACGAAAACACAAGUGGCCAAGAGGCCAGUCAGGGCUCUGCAGCCCAGGAAGCCAAGGCCAACCUUAAAAGCAAGUGGCAGGAUUUAGUGUCUAGAGAUCCAGACACCACUAAUGCAGAUCAGGGUUCGAAAAAUAGCCAAUCCAAUGACACCACGGAGGGGGAACACACCACGAGCCAGCUGGAGUGGGAAUGGAGGGAUGGAUGCUGGCGAGUCAAAAAGACAGAGGCAGAGUUAGCAGAGGAGGAGAGGAGGAAGAAUGAAGAAAGAGAAUGGGAGGAGAAGAGAGAACAGAAGAGAAAAGAGAGAAGACAGAGGAAGCUGGAAAAAGAAGCCAGUAGCCAGUCUCAGAUAAACCAAGAGCAAUCCCAAGAAAGCCAGCAGGAGCCCAAAGAGGAGAAAGCUGAGGCUUUAGAGGAAACUUGCUCCUCUCCUAAAGACAACAGCAGGGGACAAAACAAAAAGGCCAGCGACAGUGGAGGGAAAUCCGAUGCACAGCAUAAUAGCAAUGACCUAAAUGAAUGUUCUCAAUCACCCAGCCCUGAAACAGAAAGCAUGCUUUCCAAACAGAAAUACAAGAAUGCUGAGGGAGAAGAAGAGGAUGAGAAUGAGGGAAGCCGGGAGGCAGAGGGAGGAGAUAAGGAAGACUCUGAGCCUCCCACAACUCCCUCACCAAUCAAGAAGAAAAAGUCAGACAAGAAGAAGGGUAAAGGCACAAAAGAAGGUUCGAAGAAAUCGGACAAGGCCUCGAAUAAAGAGAAAAAGAAGGAGAAAGGCAAGAAAAUCAAGAAGAAAAAGAAAGCCAGCAAAGAGGGGGGCUCAUCAGACAGUGAGGAGGAGAGAGGCACAGAGGCUGUGGCCCAGCAGAAAACAGUGUCUUCAUGGGACAACAAAUGCAAGCAGUCCGCUGAGCAGGGGGGCUACAGCAGCGAGGCCUCGACCAACAGCAUCCAGAGGAUAAAACAAGGCUCUCCCCUCAACGAGCUCCAGCCUCCUCCCUACGAGGACGAGGACAAGGUGGCGCGCGUGUCCUCGCGUUCCCGUUCAGGACGGGGGGUCAGGAGAGGCUCGUCUCCAGAGGGCUGCGAUAGCCCUCGCUGCUCCAGUGAGGCCAGUGAGGACCAGGACACAGAGAGCUACCUCAACAAAGGCUAUGAGGAGGACGUACCCAGCGACAGCACUGCUGUGCUGGGAACAGAGGAUGGCUCUGGUCCUCAGCUCCCUACGGCGUAUGAGCCAGAGCCAUUAGCUAAAUAUGGCACGCUAGAUGUCGCCUUUGAGUAUGACUCCGGUGAGCAGUGGUUGGCCGUCACCGUCACCGCUGCCACAGACAUUCCUGCUCUCAAACAGACGGGCAACAUCUCAUGGCAGGUCCACUUGGUCCUGCUGCCCACCAAGAAGCAACGGGCCAAGACGGGCGUACAGAAGGGUCCAUGUCCUGUCUUCACGGAAACAUUCAAGUUCUCAAGGGUGGAACAGGAGGCCCUGGGGGAUUAUGCUGUGCGCUUCCGCCUGUACAGCGUCAGACGGAUGAAAAAAGAAAAGAUCCUCGGGGAGAAGGUGUUCUACCUGACUAAACUCAACCUGCAGGGCAAGAUGGCUCUGCCUGUUACCCUGGAGCCGGGCUCUGAACUCACAGGCUGUGGCUCUCUGGUGAGUGUGUCUCGCAGUGCUGGAGCUCUGUCCUACCGCUCUGCUGGAGACUCGUCCAUGCCAGAGAUCCUCCUGGGUCUCAUCUACAACUCCGCUACAGGAAGAUUAUCUGCAGAGGUCAUACAGGGAAGCCACUUCAAAAACACAGCCUCUGAUAAACCCACCAAUGGUCUGUUUUGUUGUAUUAAACACUUCAUAGGGGGACAGCUUUAUGUCAUGAGAGACACCUAUGUGAAGCUGACCAUGCUGGACUCCAAGGGGAAGGAGAUGUCCAAGUGUAAGACGGCCGUAUGCCGCGGCCAGCCCAACCCCACCUACAAGGAGACCUUUGUGUUCCAGGUGGCGCUGUUCCAGCUGUCUGAGGUUUCCCUGGUGGUGUCUGUCUUCUGCCGCCGGAGCAGCAUGAAGCCCAGGGAGAGGCUGGGCUGGGUCUCCCUGGGGCUCAACAGCACUGGCGAGGAGCAGCAGGCCCACUGGACCCAGAUGAAAGAGGCGGAGGGACAGCAGGUCUGCCACUGGCACACGCUCACUGACACAUAGGAGGAGCAGGAGGAGGAGGAGGAAGAACUGCAGUAAGAUGUAAGCUGCAGGAACAGCAGCGGACUGGAAUUCCCUGAAUCCUCAGAGCGUCGGGGCAGGGAGCAUUGUGCACCUGGUUGGAUGUGUGUGUG
Messenger RNA from Myripristis murdjan (pinecone soldierfish), 2510 nucleotides. Its product is annotated as synaptotagmin-14-like. The transcript is spliced from 7 exons. Bases 1 to 2379 code for a protein of 792 amino acids. NCBI's taxonomy places the organism in Eukaryota, Metazoa, Chordata, Actinopteri, Holocentriformes, Holocentridae. The record is from RefSeq and is a predicted model, not a curated record. Gene Ontology annotation, molecular function: phospholipid binding.